GUGGCGCGCGCGUGUGCGCCUUUCGCCUGCAGCCGCUGCAAGUGGCACCGAGCUAACAGCGGCUUUUGUGCCCAUGAUGCACCGUGGUCGUCGCACCUGUAAGGAAGGAUAAAGCUGUCACUGUACCGUCUCUACAUCAGCACCACCGGCGCCGGAAACACUGCUGCUUAAAAACAACACAAGUCUGGACUAGAAAAGGAAAAAAGAUCUCUGUGGAGUUGGAUUUUAGCAGUUGGAUACUCUUGGCGUCUGUUUAACUAAGGGAUGUAACUGCAAAAGGCCAGCGGCUCCUCUGCCAGCUCCACAUCCCAGCAGACAAAAUGAAGGAGGAAAUUCCACUCACAUGACCUCGCACCACAAGUCUCCAUCUUGGUCUGAAGAGCAGGGCGACGUCUCCUCCUUCUGUCAGCUUGCUCUGCAACAACAAUCACUGCCCUGCAACACCUGGACAAUUUAUUGCGAUUUACCUUACGACUGUUAACUACAACGACUGUUCUCCUGCUAUUGCCCUUUCCCUCUUUUAAAGACAUAUUUUUUUAUGAUAAAUGUUUAUCCAAAUAUAUCUAUAUUGAAGAUUGAACUGUGCAACCCUGAAACUGAGUCCAGUCCCUGAGAUUUGAAUCGAACCGAAUUCUCGUCAGACAUCUUUUUGGAUUAAGAAAUUAUUUACAGCUAUGGAUCUUGUAGGUUUUUCUAUCAGGCUGCAUGUGUUCCUCAGCACAUGCCUGGGACUGGAAUUUUUAGGUACACCAGGUCAGUGGGCACGCUACCUCCGCUGGGACGCCAGCACCCGCGGUGACCUCAGCUUCCAGUUUAAGACAGAGGCCUCAGACGCACUGUUGCUGUACUUUGACGAUGGAGGUUACUGUGACUUUCUACAGCUCUCAGUGGCGGAGGGACUACUGCAGCUGCGCUUCAGCAUCGACUGUGCUGAGACCACUGUUGUGUCAGACAGACGGGUAGAUGACAGCAGCUGGCACUUUGCCACCCUGAGCAGGUACAACCUGCGCACAGUGCUGGUGCUGGACGGCCAAGCCAAAGCAGGCGAGGUAAAGCCUCAGCGUCAGUUCAUGAAAAUAGUCAGCGACCUGUUCCUAGGUGGAGUGCCUCAGGAUAUCCGCAGCGGUGCACUUACACUGCCUACAGUGCGAAACAUGCAGCCCUUCAGUGGCACAAUCGCAGACCUCAAAUAUGGCAUCUCACAGCCCCUGUUCCUAGGAAGCCUUAACGUGCCGCUGGAGUCGGAAGGAUGGUGCACCGUGAACCCGUGUGAGAACGGUGGGAUGUGCACAGUGGUGGACGGAGAACCGGUUUGUGACUGCUCCAAAACAGAAUACAAGGGCCGCUUCUGCAGUGAAGAAAUCAGCAGCAACAACAUGCCAGGCCUUGCACAUAUGAUGGCAGAGCAAGCUAAAAGCAAAGCAAGAGAAGAGAAUGUGGCGACUUUCCGUGGCUCAGAGUACUUCUGCUACGAUCUCUCCCAGAACCCAAUCCAGAGCAGUAGCGAUGAAAUCACGCUCUCCUUUAAGACGUGGCAGCGGAACGGCCUUAUUCUUCACACCGGCAAGUCAGCUGACUACGUCAAUCUGGCGUUAAAGGACGGAGCUGUCUCCCUCGUUAUCAACUUGGGCUCUGGAGCCUUUGAAGCCAUUGUGGAGCCGGUCAAUGGGAAGUUUAAUGACAACUCAUGGCACGAUGUCAAAGUGACCCGCAACCUCCGGCAGGUGACGAUAUCAGUGGAUGGGAUUCUGACGACUACAGGCUACACCCAGGAGGAUUACACCAUGCUGGGCUCUGAUGACUUCUUCUAUGUGGGUGGGAGCCCCAGCACAGCCGACCUGCCUGGUUCUCCAGUUAGCAACAACUUCAUGGGCUGUCUCAAGGAGGUAGUGUAUAAGAACAAUGACAUCCGUCUUGAGUUGUCCCGUCUGGCUCGAAUUGUGGACCCCAAGAUGAAAAUCCAGGGUGAGGUAUCCUACAAGUGUGAAAAUGUGGCUACCCUUGACCCAAUUUCUUUCGAAACCCCUGAGGCCUAUAUCAGUCUCCCCAAGUGGAACACCAAGCGGAUGGGAUCCAUCUCUUUCGAUUUCCGUACGACUGAGCCCAAUGGACUCAUCCUCUUUACCCAUGGCAAACCCCAAGAGCGCAAAGAUGCUGCACGGAGCCAAAAGAACACCAAGGUGGAUUUCUUUGCUGUGGAGCUGUUGGACGGCAGCCUGUACCUGCUGCUGGAUAUGGGCUCUGGGACUAUCAAGGUUAAGGCCACCCAGACAAAGGUGAAUGAUGGGGUCUGGUAUCAUGUCGACAUCCAGAGGGAUGGACGCUCAGGCACCAUCUCUGUAAACAGCAGAAGGACUCCGUUCACAGCCAGUGGUGAGAGUGAGAUUCUGGACCUGGAGGGUGACAUGUAUUUGGGGGGGCUUCCAACUGACCGCACCAACCUCAUCCUGCCCACGGAGCUCUGGACAGCAAUGCUCAACUAUGGCUAUGUGGGCUGUAUUCGUGACCUUUUCAUUGAUGGUCGAAGCAAGGACAUCCGUCAGAUUGCUGAGGCACAAAAUGGGGCCGGCAUUAAACCAUCAUGCAAUAAACAACCUGGCAAGCAGUGUGAGAGCUACCCAUGCAAGAACCGAGGAGUCUGCAAAGAAGGCUGGAAUCGAUUCAUCUGUGACUGCACUGGUACUGGCUACUGGUCACGCACCUGUGAGAGAGAGGCUUCAAUCCUCUCCUAUGAUGGCAGCAUGUAUAUGAAGGUUGUGAUGCCGACCAUCAUGCAUACUGAAGCUGAGGAUGUGUCUUUGCGGUUUCGCUCCCAGCGGGCUUACGGUCUCCUCAUGGCCACUACCUCCCGAGACUCAGCCGACACGCUGCGGCUGGAGUUGGACGGGAGUCGCGUCAAACUCACGGUCAAUCUAGACUGUAUCAGGAUAAACUGUAACUCCAGCAAGGGACCGGAGACCCUGUAUGCUGGGCAAAAGCUCAAUGAUAAUGAAUGGCAUACAGUGCGUGUGGUGCGUCGUGGCAAAACCUACAAGCUAACGGUUGACGAUGAUGUAGCAGAAGGCCAAAUGGUGGGUGACCACACUCGUCUGGAGUUCCACAACAUCGAAACAGGCAUAAUGACAGAGCGCCGAUUUGUUUCUAGCAUCCCAUCCAGCUUUAUUGGUCACCUCCAGAGCCUAAGAUUUAACGGCAUGCUAUACAUUGACUUAUGCAAGAAUGGUGACAUUGAUUACUGUGAGCUCAAUGCCCGCUUUGGGAUUCGCUCCAUUAUCGCUGACCCUGUCACCUUCAAAUCCAAGAGCAGCUAUCUCAGCCUGGCCACUUUACAGGCCUACACGUCCAUGCACCUCUUCUUUCAGUUCAAGACCACUUCACCAGAUGGCUUCAUACUCUUCAACUCUGGAGACGGCAAUGAUUUCAUUGCUGUGGAACUAGUUAAAGGGUACAUACACUAUGUUUUUGACCUUGGAAAUGGGCCCAACCUCAUCAAGGGAAAAAGUGAAAGGGCACUAAAUGACAAUCACGGUGACGAAACCUGCAGCUUCAGAAUCUGUGAGAUGUCGUGUGAUCUGUUCAUUGCUGGACUGGGUCCAGGCAUGUAUGGCAACCUGCCUAAACUGGUGGCUUCCAGAGAAGGCUUCCAGGGCUGUUUGGCGUCAGUGGACCUCAACGGUCGUCUUCCGGAUCUCCUCAACGAUGCAUUGUUUCGCAGCGGGCAGAUUGAACGUGGAUGUGAAGGACCCAGCACUACCUGCCAAGAGGAUUCCUGUGCCAACAUGGGCAUCUGCAUUCAACAAUGGGAGAACUACACCUGCGACUGCUCCAUGACCUCAUACACCGGCACACAAUGCAAUGACCCGGGGACAACAUACAUCUUUGGCAAAGGCGGGGGCCUCAUUACAUUCAAUUGGCCAGCCAAUGAGAGACCAAGCACCAGGACGGACAGGCUGACUGUCGGCUUCAGCACCUCCCUGAAAGAUGGCAUCUUAGUCAGAAUUGACAGUGCACCAGGUCUAGGGGACUAUCUCAUGCUGCAUAUACAACAAGGCAAAAUUGGAGUGACCUUCAACAUCGGCACAGUGGAUAUCAGUGUGCAGGAAAGCAGCACCCCAGUGAAUGAUGGGAAGUAUCACGUUGUCCGUUUCACCAGAAAUGGUGGCAAUGCUACACUGCAGGUGGAUAACUGGUCGAUCAAUGAACAUUUCCCACCAGGGAACAGCGACAUCGAACGCUAUCAGAUGGCCAAUAAGAAAAUUCCUUUUAAAUUUGCCAGACCAGUAGAAGAAUGGCUACAAGAGAAAGGGCGGCAGUUAACAAUUUUCAACACACAAGCAACAGUGGCAAUUGGUGGUAGUGAUCGUGGCCGGCCCUUUCAAGGUCAGCUCUCUGGCCUUUAUUACAACGGCCUAAAGGUGUUGAACAUGGCAGCUGAAGGCAACCCAAACAUCAAGAUCAAUGGCAGUGUAAGGUUGGUAGGCGAUGUACCUAGUGUGGCAGGUUCAGCCAGGAGCACAGCCAUGUCUCCAGAGAUGACAACGUCCUUCAUUGAGACUACUACCAUGAUGUCCACUACAACCACACGGAAACACAGAUCUUCCUCAACUGUACAGCACCAAGAGGACAUUGGGUCAUCUGCCGAGUGUUCGAGUGAUGAUGAAGAUGAGGAGGAGUGUGAAACUAGCCGUACAGCACUUCCCACAGAGCCAGGCGUCAGGCGAGUUCCAGGGCCCUCGGAAGUGGUCCGCGAAUCUAGCAGCACCACCGGGAUGGUCAUCGGAAUAGUGGCGGCCGCUGCCCUGUGCAUCCUCAUCCUUCUAUAUGCCAUGUAUAAGUACAGGAACAGGGAUGAAGGCUCCUACCAGGUGGACGAGAGCAGGAACUACAUAACCAACUCGGCUGUGCAGAGCAAUGGCGCUGUCAUGAAGGACAAACAGCAGAGCUUGAAAGGCAGCAACAAGAGACAGAAAAACAAGGAUAAGGAGUAUUAUGUGUGACUGUGAGACUUUCGUGAACACGAGAGAGCGAAGAAAGAGAGCACUAAGAGAACUUAUCAGUUUCCUCGUGAGGAGCUAUGACAAAUGAUGGUAUAAUAUGGAACUUGAAAAUUCUUAUACUGUGCUGAGUAGUUGAACUGAUGAUAUGUACUGUAACAUAAAGCACACUUACUAUUAAGCAAAAGCUUAAUGACAAGGUUAAAUAGCAACUUUAGAGACCUUCCUCUUCUAUCUGGUCAGAGACAUUAUCGGUAGAGAAAUACUUCACAGCAUCAUUCUCCUAAGUGACUUUUAGAGCUACGUGAUCCUUGGCAUUAAACAAUUUUUUGUGAAAUUGUUAAUUACAAAAGGCUCAUAAAAUUACACCUUUUCAGCAUGUAAACAACAUAGUGCUUAACAAGAGGGGGUCAGGCACACAAUGGUUGUAAAAAUAAAGGACUCUUGUAUCAAAA
Messenger RNA from Neolamprologus brichardi, 5449 nucleotides. Lineage: Eukaryota; Metazoa; Chordata; Actinopteri; Cichliformes; Cichlidae. The record is from RefSeq and is a predicted model, not a curated record.